AUGUUGAAUGGGGCUCUCCUUUUCUUUUGCUUUCGUGCCAACCAGACACCAAGCACCAUAAGACCAAUUGCCAGAAAGCCCAUGAAUCCAAUUGCCAUGACAACUCCGCCCUUCAUGCUCCCACCAUUUCUGGAUAUUGUGAUUGCUUUAAUAUUUGGAGCAGGUGUAGUUGAUCUUGCAGUGGGUUUCUCAGGGGCAAUUGCUGGAGGCAGGGGAGAAGGUGGAAUAAGAGAUGUGGUGAUGGGAGAAGGAGACGCCAUCGAAAGUGGAGGGGGAUUUAACAAGAAUGGAGUCUGCGAAGAAGCAGGUGGUGGUGGAGGAGGUAAUGCAGGAGAGGAAGGGCUGGUGAGCUAUGACUUUAUAGCAGGAGGAGGUGGAGAAACUGAGGUAAGUGGUGAUGGGACUACAAUUGGCAGAGGAGGAAAGGGUGAAAGAGUUAGAGAUGGAGGUGCUAUGCCAAAGGGAGGGGAAGGUGAUACUUGUGGGGGAGGAGGAGGUGAUAAGUUUAUAGAUAGAGGGGGGCACCAGGGGGUGGGUGGUGGUGGCACAGACGGAAGGGGAAGGAGGGAUGGAGGAGGUAAGGAAGAGGAAGGGGGCGGUGUUGAUAAUGGUGGUGGUGAUGAUUGGGGUCGGGGAGAAGGGGAGAGAUAUUUCAAAUGGUAUGAUGGAGGAGAAGAAGAAGAAGUUAAUAGUAGAAGAAGCAACCAUGACACAAACAGGGAAAGAGAUAUUAGCAGAGCUAGAGUGCUUGGCAUUUCAGAAAGGCAAUCUGAUGUUGCCGUGGAACUGCAAAGACAAUUUCCAGCUCCAAGUGUCUUAGAUGUAGCAUUUUCAGAUUCAGAAGUCAAUUGA
This is a messenger RNA of Coffea eugenioides, 852 nucleotides long. Its product is annotated as glycine-rich protein DOT1-like. The record is from RefSeq and is a predicted model, not a curated record. The transcript has 4 exons. Bases 1 to 852 code for a protein of 283 amino acids. Lineage: Eukaryota; Viridiplantae; Streptophyta; Magnoliopsida; Gentianales; Rubiaceae.